AAAGUUGAGUUGAAAUCCAAGAUGGCGACGCCUAUAGCGAAGACGUGAUCCGAAGGAACGAAUCGAUUAGACUGUAUUUAAAAACAUAAGUGUGACUUUCAUAUCAUGGACUGUUGGAUUAAUGUCCCUACGACCACAACACUUAAAUAAACCAGGAAACACAACGGAGCCAUGCAGGCGUCAGUGAGAAGGCUGGUUCUGUGCCCGCUGGCUGCUUCCCGGUCCGGCCACAUCAGCUACGGCCUCCUGCGCCCAGUCGGCUGCCUCUGGUCCCCCAGAACCCGCAACCUGUUCAGUGAGACGGGAGUGUGGGAGACGGCUUAUAAAACGGAGACCCGAGUCAGACUGGAAGAAUGGUGGCAACCACGGAUUAUGACACAGUGCCGGAAUGACGCGCUGGAAGAGAGUUCCAACAAGGAGAAGUUUUACGUCCUCUCCAUGUUCCCGUACCCAUCAGGGCGACUGCACAUGGGACACGUACGAGUGUAUACCAUCAGUGACACUAUCGGCCACUUCCAGAGGAUGAGAGGCCGUCAGGUGUUGAAUCCAAUGGGUUGGGAUGCUUUUGGACUUCCAGCUGAAAACGCGGCCAUAGAGCGAGGACUCGACCCAGAGGAAUGGACCAAAAGUAAUAUCCAGUCCAUGCGGGAGCAGCUGGACAGCCUCGGCCUUUGCUUCAACUGGGACCGGGAAGUGACCACUUGCCUUCCAGACUACUACAGGUGGACUCAGUAUCUUUUUGUCAAGCUCUUUGAAGCAGGACUUGCAUAUCAGAAAGAGGCAAUGGUGAACUGGGACCCUGUGGAUCAGACGGUGCUGGCCGAUGAGCAGGUGGAUGAAAAUGGCUGCUCCUGGAGGUCUGGUGCCCUGGUGGAGCAGAAGCUGCUCACACAAUGGUUCAUCAAGACUACAAACUAUGCCAAGCCUCUCCUGGACUCCCUGGCAGACCUUCCAGAAUGGUAUGGUGUCAAAGCCAUGCAGGCAAACUGGAUUGGAGAUUGCACCGGCUGCUACUUCGAUUUCAAGCUCAAGGUGAACGGGGAGGAGUCGGGGGAGAACCUCUCGGCCUACUGCUCCUCCCCGGAGACGGUGUUCGGAGCGGCUUACGUGGCCAUCCUGCCCUCCCACAGGCUGCUGCACGGCAGAAGCUCGGUGCGUUCGGCUUUGGAGAAAGCCUUUCAGCCAGGCAAAGACUGCCUCACAGAAGUCACUGCUAAAAACCUGUUUACCGGCCUGGAGGUUCCCCUGGUCAUAUCCCGCGAGGAGGCGUUUGAUGGCCAUCUGGAAUCUGUGAUCGGUGUCCCAGAUUGUAGAGAGGAGGAUCUAUCUUUGGCCAGAGCUCUGAAUCUGAGGUGUACGACUGUGCUGACGAGUGAUGAAGAUGGGAAACAAACACUGAUCAACUCUGAUGAGUUCUCAGGCCUGACCAGAGAGCAGGCAUUUGACGCCAUUACACAGAAGGCGAGUGAGCAGAAGGUUGGCGGCCACCUUACCAGCUCCAAGCUCAGGGACUGGUUGAUAUCGAGGCAGAGAUACUGGGGAACACCCAUCCCCGUAGUGCAUUGUGGGUCGUGUGGUCCGGUUGCUGUCCCGGAAGACGAGUUACCAGUUACGCUACCAAAGAUGCCGUCCUUUAAAGGAAAGGGUGCAUCGCCACUGGAGGCUGCGCAUGACUGGGUGAACUGCAGGUGUCCCAGAUGUAAGGGCUCGGCCAGGAGGGAGACGGACACCAUGGACACCUUUGUGGACUCUGCCUGGUAUUACCUUAGGUACACGGACCCUCAUAACACAGACAGGCCGUUUGAGCGCCACCUAGCUGAUCGCUGGCUGCCGGUGGACGUGUACAUCGGAGGGAAGGAGCACGCCGUCAUGCACUUGUACUACGCUCGCUUCCUCUGUCACUUCUGCAAGGAUCGGGGUCUCGUCGCUCACAGGGAGCCUUUUUGGAAGCUGCUGGUCCAGGGUCUGAUCAAGGGCCAGACUUUUAAACUGGCAGACAGCGGCCAGUACCUAAAGAGAGAGGAAAUAGACUUCACAGACAAGGAGCCGGUGGUGCAUGGCGGCGGUCGCGUUGAGGUGUCAUGGGAGAAGAUGAGCAAGUCCAAACACAACGGGCUCGACCCCCAGGAGGUGGUGCAGCAGUACGGCGUGGGCACGGUUCGACUCUACACCCUUUACGCCGCACCACCUGAACAGGACAUCCUCUGGAAUGUCAAGACGGAUGCUCUCCCUGGUGUCCUGCGAUGGCAGUGUCGCCUCUGGAGUCUGGUGACCAAGCUGAGGGGAGCUCGGCAACUCGGAGACGUCCCCAGUCCCUCCCUGCUGAAAAAGAAAGAGCUGGCAGAGACAAAGAAGAUCUGGGAGAAUAAGAACUACACUAUUCAAGAGGUGACCUCUUACUUCACAGAGGACUUCCUCUUCAACGCGGCAAUUUCUCGUCUGAUGGGACUCACCAAUACACUGACGAGUGCGACGGUCAAGGUGGUGCAGCACAGUGAGGAGUUUGAGGAAGCUCUGGCUGCGCUGGUUCUGAUGAUCGCACCCAUGACUCCUCACCUGGCUUCUGAACUCUGGGCAGGUCUUUGUCAGGUGAAGAACCCCCUCGGCGGGCUUCUCCGGCAGGGAGGAAAUGUCCUGCAACAGUCUUGGCCAACAGUGGACCCUGAAUACCUGCAGGUCCCCGACUUUGUGCAGCUGUCUGUACUGAUAAACAACAAGGCCUGCGGCACCGUGACGGUGCCUCAGCAGGUUUCCAAAGACUGUGAGCGGGUGCAGCAGCUCAUCAUGGAGAGCCCGUUUGGACAGAAGCUUCUUGGAGGCCGCCGCAUCAAGAGAGCAGUCCUCUCCCCCAGGACGCCCCUCAUCAACCUCCUCAUCGACGAGUGAUAUUUGGGCAUUUAUAUUAACUGUCACAAAUACAAUGUUCAAAAUGAUGUUUUAUUUAUACUUUGUUUGUUUUUAAUAAAAGACUUGGGAUUCAUUGGGA
Molecule: messenger RNA, 2986 nt
Organism: Gasterosteus aculeatus aculeatus (three-spined stickleback)
Lineage: Eukaryota; Metazoa; Chordata; Actinopteri; Perciformes; Gasterosteidae
Gene: lars2
Product: leucyl-tRNA synthetase 2, mitochondrial
Biological process (GO): mitochondrial translation; leucyl-tRNA aminoacylation
Cellular component (GO): mitochondrion
Molecular function (GO): aminoacyl-tRNA deacylase activity; ATP binding; leucine-tRNA ligase activity
Source: RefSeq, a predicted model, not a curated record